AUGACGGAGACCUUCAUAAGGGUGCGGGCGGAGAACGACGUCCUCUUCACUGGGGCGAAGUUCUCCGCCAGCACGGCCUGGAGACCAGGGCCAAGCCAGGCCAGAGAGCAGGAGCCGGAGCAGGAGGAGGAAGAGCCAGAGGCGGAGCAGCAGAGAGGAACGGGAAGGAAGAGGAAGAGGGAGAGGGAGCUGGUGAAGCUGUACAGGAGGAUCUGA
Molecule: messenger RNA, 216 nt
Organism: Knipowitschia caucasica
Lineage: Eukaryota; Metazoa; Chordata; Actinopteri; Gobiiformes; Gobiidae
Source: the annotation of a GenBank genome assembly